Molecule: messenger RNA, 4689 nt
Organism: Diaporthe amygdali
Lineage: Eukaryota; Fungi; Ascomycota; Sordariomycetes; Diaporthales; Diaporthaceae
Product: neutral permease protein
Exons: 4
Coding region: 1-4689 (1562 amino acids)
Molecular function (GO): protein binding
Source: RefSeq, a predicted model, not a curated record
AUGACCGACACGAAAGUUUCUCUGGAUGAGAUUUGGGCCGAGGCGGCCAGGCAGUUCCAGGACAUUUGCGGGGAGUCGCUUCAGAGAGGCGACGUGAAAAGCUUCGAUGAUGUGAGGAAAAAGAUUGAGAAUGCGAACAAGCAGCCGGGAUACGUCAACGACGAGUCAGAGGAUAAAUGGGAGAAAGCAAAGACUGUGGGCCUGCAGUCGCUCAAGUAUAUGAAAAUGCUCCUUGGGGCCGCUUCCCAGGCGGCCGUCUUUAUUCCUAUUCCGGCUGCCGCGGCCAACAUCGCAGGCUCUGCAUUGAGCUUCGUUUUCGACAUACCUGAGCGAAUAAGGGGCUAUAACGAAGCGGUCGACGGAGUCUUCACGGUCGUAUCUUCAGCGCUCUCACAAUUCGAGAUCUACGAGUCCAUCGAAGGCAUAGACCCCGUUAUGGUCCAGCAAAUUCACCGUGUAAUGGUCAGCAUCGUAAAGAUCUGUGCCCACGUUGUGAAGUACCGCCAGGGUCGCCGGGGCAGUCGGUUAAAGAGACAAAUUGCGUCUAUAUUCGACGAUAACAAGCCUCUGGAGGCUGAACUAAAUGAGUUCCGGCGAGUGCUGCAGGAACAGCGAGAUAUUGAGGGGACGGUCAGUUUGAGCGUGCUGGUAAAGACACAGUCAGGCGUGGUGACACUCCUGGAAAGGUCUGCUGUCUUUGGUAAGACGGUCGAGGAUACGUACCAGGCAGUCCAAUCGCUCAAAGACAACAACGAACGCACUCAAACCCUUAUCAAGAUCCGUAACACGCUUCAGGUGCCAACGAUCGUCCUUCUCGACACACGAACCACACAAACGUGCACAAAUCUGGCAAACAAGUGCUUGGAAGGGACAGGAUCCUGGAUAUGGAAGGAUGAGGCAUUUGUCUCCUGGACAGAGGGUACUGCAAAGGGUGAUAACCAACAAAAGUCCAAUGUGCUCAUCGUUUCGGGCCCUCCCUCAAGUGGCAAAACCUUGGCUACUGCUCAAAUAAUCAAGCACCUCGAGGAAGAAAAGGGUCGAGCGUACAUUGCUCAUUACUUCUUCAUGCCAGCCAGCAGCAAAAAGGUCGAUGAAGACGGCAAACAUGUUAUACACUCAGCUCUGCGGUACAUGGCCUUCCAAUUUGCGAGAGUCGAUGCCACCGUGAGAAAAUCUCUGGGCAAGGCAUGUGAAUCCCUAAACCUUUCCACGCUGAUCCGAAACUCGUCCUCAGACGUGGAUGGUCUGUGGUCAGAAUUGAAGAUUGUGGCUCCAGGAUCAGGGACGACGUACUACCUUGCAUUUGAUGGAGUUGAGAAUUUGGAAGAGAAAGAGCGUGAGAUUCUGCUUGACUUCAUCUUCAGCCCUAAACUGGCCGCGGAGUCUGCAGGUCGUGUGCGAGUGCUGGUGAGCGGGACGGACGCAGUAUUGAAAAACGAAGAUGUAACUCGAAACGCAUUACGAAUCGAAAUGGAUCGGUACAAUGAGUCGGACAUGAGACUUUUCAUUGAGGACAGACUCAGCGAAAAGGGCCUCCUACGGCAUGCGGCGCCAGGUUCCGUGCAACAGAAAGCCAAAGACAAUGUGCUUGCGAAGCUACCACCAAAAGCGUCAGGCAGCUACUCCCAGCUACAGUUCGCAUUGGACGAGGUGGUUCGACUAUUAAGUUCCCGAACAUCCAUUGCGGAGCUGGAUAAGGUGUUGAACCAUCCAAUGAACAGCCAUGAGACAGCAAUCAAAGCCUUGCAGCGUUCACUGACUCUGGAAGAGAUUAGCGAGCUGAAUGAGCUGUUGAAAUGGGUCCACUUCAGCAGCAGGCGGAUGACGGUGGCCGAACUUGAAGGUGCUAUGCUCCUUUACUCCGGCACAGAGUCUAUUGGACUCUUACAAGACAUCAUCACCAGCAAGUACCUGGCUGUCCUCAAGAUUGACUGCUCCGAAGAUGGCUGCUUUGUAGAAGGUCAGGACGGAGCACUUGAGUACUUGCAAAAGGAGGAAGACCGCAAAGGUCGGCAAUCGAAAGACCAGCCCACAAUCAGCAUGACCAUUAACAUCAAUAACGUGGAUCAUGAGGUUGUCGGUCAUUUUCUUUGGGAUUUGGCACAAAAAGGAAUCCGGGAUCAAUUCCGGUUCAAUUUCGAUUCUGCAUCCAACAUUUUGCACACUCGUCAAAGCACCAUUGCCGUGGAUGAGUAUGAGGCACAUCACACAAUUGCGAUGCGAGCCUUGAAAUACCUGUGUGGAGAGCCAAGGGACGAGACCCAGGAGAUAGGACGCUAUCUCUUUUGGUGUUUACCAUACCAUCUGGGAAGACUCACCCAGCUUGAAUAUGACGAAAAGGGAGGUCUAAUGCCUGAAGAGCAGCGGGAGAUUGGACAACAUCUGUACCACCUGUUCAAAGACCACGAGGCUUUCAAACGCCACAAGAAGAUUGUGGAGCAUUUCUGGUGGACCGCAAAAGAGAUGAAAGAUGUGCAGAAGUGGCUGACGACCUUGGCUGUGGUUCGGAGGCUACCGAGACAGUGGCGCGAGGAAGUACAGCAAUACGCUAGCCCCGUGAGAGGAUACCUCCGGCCGCUCGUCAAGAUGGUGAUCGAGAGUUGGUUAAGAGACCGCGGGCGGAUCACGGCCGAGACCUUGUCUGGGUACAGGGGUUGGAUACUCCAAUUCAUGGAGGUGGACGAACAAAGUCAAGCACUACCACAAACGCCUACCAUGAACACCACCGGUACAAUCUCAGCUGCCCCAUCCACCAGCGAGACCUCCGAAGUUGAUUGGUACCGUGUGAGCUUGUGGUGUCAAAACUUUCUGGAGCUCCCAAGCUCCGAUCUUGACUCCCUGUGGUGGAGUCGCAUUGGGCAAGCAGCAGUCACAGAGGGCUGGGAUAAUCCGCAGAUUGUCAAGUCGCUUUUCAAACGCGCACUCGAGGAGGAGAAUCCAAGCUGGAUUUCAAACGCCAACUUGGCUGAGUGUCACUAUCGAUUGGGCGACAUUGCAGAGGCCAUUGCAGAAGUAGAACUGGCCCUCAAAAUGACCGAGCGAGAAGGCUCCUGGCCGACGGCACAAGAGGAAGAUAUCAUGAAUCUUCGUUUUAGCUUGGGGAGUUCCCAUCUGGAGGACGGAAAUAUACAGCAGGCGGCGGAGCAAUUUUGCUUGGUAUCCAACAGCUCAAUCUCAUACUGGGCGGAGCCAGGCCAAGUGGCUCAUAUCAAGGCAGUAUUGAGCUUGGAUGACGCAAAGAAGGCGCAGGAAAUGCUUCAGGGCGCCUUGGCUACGGAUGGUAGUGAAAGGAGCAUGGUCCCUGUCUUGAAAAUGAUUGCACGGGACCAAGACCACAACUUCACGAUCUCGAAAAUGUUCACUAUUGCAAAUGAGGACUCGAAUCUCCUGAAAGGACUAUGGGCGGCCUUAGAGAAGGCGACGACUCCCCUGGCACCAGGCGAAAACAAAGCGACCGAGAUGUCUAAGGACGACCGCUUUUCCGAGGAAGUAUCUCGUGGAGUACUCCUGUAUCACCGCGGAAUGGCUGUGGCGUAUGGACGAUCUCCGGAAGGUGCAGGUUCUGUCAACGACGCGUUGGCCUUCUGGCAUGAAUGCCGUGCCCAGCUUCAUGCGAUCGGAGGAUCGGUAGCAUCCACCACAAGAACGAACGCCACUGCCGAGAUUGCCAAAUAUUACUUUCACACCUUGACAACGAAUCAAGGACCGCCAGAGCAUAUCGAAAUGCUCUCCAAACUUGCUAGAGAAGAUUCCGGUACUGACGGUGGCGAUCCGGUCGGAUACUUGGCAGCACUGUACGCACUACGCGACGAAAAAGAGAAGUCAAGGGGCCUCCUUUCGCGGCAGAUCAAAGUUGCGCUACAAAUUCUGUCGGAUGAUAACCCUGACAAUGAUUAUUAUGGACUCCUAACUCUCUUCAAGUCACUGGCUCAUUGCCGAGACUUCAACAAUGCAGCCGCCGCCCUGACGUUGAUGGGAUCACCAGAUCUGCUGACCACUUCUUUGCACUUUGAAUCUGACGAUAUCACCGAUGGAGAGGUCAGCGACAAGCAUGAGGUCAAAGAGCUGGUGGAAGAAUUGGGCAAACAAAUUUUACAGGCAGUCAAAACCCUGGUCCCGGAUUCUUCACAGCAAUCCCGGCGUUUUGAGCUGGCCAAGGAGCACGUCGACGCUCUCGUUGCCGCAGAUUUACAUGAAUCGAAGGCCAGAGCCACUGCGCUCACUCUCCUCAAUACCCGCAUUUCUACAAUGCUGGAAACGCACACGUCCACUAUGAAAACCAUGGUCUCACGGACGGGUUGGUUCUGCAACGGGCUUGGACCCCCUGGAACAGCAUGUGACAAGGAGUUUGACUUUGAUCACGAGUUUUACCACUGCAUCUGCUGUUGGAAUUGUGACUUCUGCCUAGACUGUUUAAAGAAGUUGCGAGAGGGACCAACUCCCGGUAUGCAGUGUAGCGCAGAGCACGUGUGGAUCAAGCUCCCGCCACAAGGGAGUGACUUCUAUCGUGGAUUUGACGCCAAAAGUAUAAGGGUUCCAAUGGUGAGGGCUAUUGAGGGCGGUGAGAUGUUGUUCGAGGCCUGCUACGAUACAGAUGGAGAGACCAAUGAGUUGACGCUGGACGCAUGGAAGGCGGCCUUGGCCAAAGAGUGGGAUAUAUCGUUGGAAGAUUUGAAGGAUUACCCUUGA